CAACUCAAUCAAACUAUCGAAUUGAGGAAACGAUUAUCGACUAGUCUAUCAACUAUUUCACUUGUUUCUUUUGUACUCCCACAAAUUAGUUUGAAGCUCCUACAAAUUAGUUUUCUAAUAAUGGUGCAGGUGUGGUUUAUGGACAGCGAUGACAGUGAUCAGCGACUGGAGCACAAGCGAGAACCAGCUUCCUAUCUAGAUUUGGAGACACUCUACAAAAAAACGGGCGUGGAGUACUUCAAGAUCAAUGCAGACAACUAUGAGAACGAUGAGGUGCUAAAAGAGCUGCGCAGCAAACGUGGCUACACAUACGAGGAUCAGAUCACCUGUUCCGAGCAAUGCCUGCCUGAUUAUCUAAACAAGCUAAAGGCAUUCUACACGGAACACCUACACACGGAUGAAGAAAUUCGAUUGGUUCUCGAUGGCUCCGGGUACUUUGAUGUGCGCGACAACGAAGACAACUGGUUGCGUAUAGAAGUGGUCAAGGGAGAUUUGAUUAUAAUACCUGCUGGCAUUUAUCAUCGGUUUACACUGGACAGCAAGAACUAUAUACAAGCGCGUCGAUAUUUUGUUGGCGAGCCAGUUUGGGUUCCAUACAAUCGGCCAGCUGAUAACAUGGACUGUCGCAAAGCAUAUUUAGAACAUAUGGUGCAAUCGAGAAAAGCUUAAUAUUUACCUAUAUAUUGAAAUAAGUUUUAAUUGCUUGAAAAGCAUUAAAGUAUAUAUUUGAUUAAUAAUUAUGUCGAUAUCGAUAUAGUAAACCAGUUCCAGGUUGAACGAACGAUCUACGAACUUGACGAAAACAUCUGUUUUAGCACAAUAUAGUUUAAUAAUUUGUUAAAAUGUUAAUGCUGCAUAACCAAGC
Drosophila hydei is the source of this 865-nucleotide messenger RNA. RefSeq names its product 1,2-dihydroxy-3-keto-5-methylthiopentene dioxygenase (gene Adi1). Lineage: Eukaryota; Metazoa; Arthropoda; Insecta; Diptera; Drosophilidae. The record is from RefSeq and is a predicted model, not a curated record. The transcript has 5 exons. Bases 121 to 669 code for a protein of 182 amino acids. Gene Ontology annotation, molecular function: acireductone dioxygenase [iron(II)-requiring] activity.